Messenger RNA from Nomia melanderi (Alkali bee), 674 nucleotides. It is a transcript of the gene RpS27A, whose product is annotated as ribosomal protein S27A. The record is from RefSeq and is a predicted model, not a curated record. Gene Ontology annotation, cellular component: ribosome. Lineage: Eukaryota; Metazoa; Arthropoda; Insecta; Hymenoptera; Halictidae. Gene Ontology annotation, molecular function: protein binding; structural constituent of ribosome. Gene Ontology annotation, biological process: translation.
AGCUUAUCGAAUACCAGAUGACGCUGAAUAUUUGUUAAGUUUGAGUGGAGUUUUCACUAUCUGUAUUCAUAAUUCAAGGUUCCAAUUCCUUUUCGUGUGUGAGAGGCGUAGUUGAAGUCAUACAUGCCAGUGAUUUCAACAUGCAGAUUUUCGUAAAAACACUCACUGGGAAGACCAUCACCCUAGAGGUUGAGGCUUCAGAUACCAUCGAAAAUGUUAAAGCUAAAAUUCAAGAUAAAGAAGGCAUUCCACCAGAUCAGCAAAGACUGAUCUUUGCAGGGAAACAACUGGAAGAUGGCAGAACACUUUCGGAUUAUAAUAUACAAAAAGAAUCUACUUUGCAUUUGGUCUUGCGUUUACGAGGUGGAGCUAAGAAACGCAAGAAGAAGAAUUACUCAACUCCUAAAAAAAUUAAGCAUAAAAAGAAGAAGGUUAAGCUUGCUGUACUAAAAUUCUAUAAGGUGGAUGAAAAUGGAAAAAUUCAUCGAUUAAGGAGAGAAUGCCCGACAGAACAAUGCGGUGCAGGAGUUUUUAUGGCAGCAAUGGAAGAUCGUCAUUACUGUGGAAAAUGCGGUUACACGCUUGUAUUUAACAAACCAGAAGACAAAUGAGUUGAAUACUUGUAUCUUCAUUUAAUUAAAAAGUUUAUACAAAAAUAAAUAUGUUACUUAUAA